AUGGAAACCGUUCGAAGAGAGACAAAAAUCGUAAGUAAGAUUAUAAUGUGGGAAAAAAGUCUAUUGACCUGUCAGAUCAAAUGGCUGCAUACAAUAACCCAUUACGGAAAUGGUACCGAAAAUUAGAUUUCGAACUUUUACUGAACACUGUUGUGAAUUCGUUCUUUAUAUAUCAAGAAUCAACAGGCCAAAAAAUGUGUAUCACAACAUAUCGCAAAAAAUUAAUUGAAGCACGUAGAAGGACGAACAAAUCGACACACGUACAAAACCUCGGCAUCACUUGGAAAAAAAGGAAGGCAGUGCGUAUAAAGUUAGAAGAUACCGCACCGUAUUAUAUUCUUUUCCUUAAAGCAUUGACCAAACAAAAACCGAUGUCGCCUAAAUUAAAUGUUCAGUCUUACAAGUAUGCAAGGACCGACACGCGCGCGGGAAUAACAUGA
Messenger RNA from Heterotrigona itama, 440 nucleotides. The record is from the annotation of a GenBank genome assembly. NCBI's taxonomy places the organism in Eukaryota, Metazoa, Arthropoda, Insecta, Hymenoptera, Apidae.